Messenger RNA from Pieris macdunnoughi, 663 nucleotides. The record is from the annotation of a GenBank genome assembly. Lineage: Eukaryota; Metazoa; Arthropoda; Insecta; Lepidoptera; Pieridae.
AUGGUGUUAAUGACAAUGAUAGCGCGAGUGGUCGAUGGCUUACCUCUAGCAGCAACUAUGCAAGAAGAUGACCAGAGUGGCUGUAAUAUUUUGGAGUAUCAGAACCAGGCCAAAAUGCUGUUUAGAAAGUUAAGUCCACAAUCACCCACCCGUUGCUCCAUAGAAACAGGGCCUUAUCUAUUUCACUAUUUGAUAGAGAAUGAAAUCUGUUAUCUUGUGCUGUGUGAGAGAAACUACAGUAAGCGACUUGCCUUUAGUUACUUAGAAGAAAUUGCACAAGAGUUCUAUUUACAGUACGGAAAGAGGGUAAACACCGUGACCCGACCUUACACAUUUAUUGAGUUCGAUACGUGGAUGCAGCGCACACGUAAACAAUACGCCGAGGGCGGAGCACGAGCUCGGCGAGCAGCAGGGGGUGCAGCUGCUGCUCAACUUGGUGGUCAGUUAGGAGAUGUACAGAGAAUUAUGAUGCAAAACAUUGAUGAUGUCUUGCAGCGAGGGGCAAUAUUAUCAGAACUAGACACAAAGACACAAAAUCUCUCAAUGAUGUCUCAAAAAUAUAAGAAAGAUGCAACAUACCUCAACACCAAAUCUAUGUUAGUAAAGGCCACUGCUGGGGCUGUGGUGUUGCUAGUGUUUGUCUUGUACUUCUGGAUCCUUUAG